Messenger RNA from Camellia sinensis, 2293 nucleotides. The record is from RefSeq and is a predicted model, not a curated record. Lineage: Eukaryota; Viridiplantae; Streptophyta; Magnoliopsida; Ericales; Theaceae.
AUGUAAUUUGCCCUUUUUUCAACAAUGAAAUUUAAAUCAAUAUAUAGGAUUGUCUUACAACAAAGAAAAACUAACCCAUCCAUCUUCACAGGGAAGAAGCUUUCCUACUUUUUUAAAUGCCUACCACUACAUUAUCAGUUUCUUUUCUGAUACUUCUCUAUCUAUACUUGAAAUUCAUGGCUUUAGCUGAAGAUGAAAACCAGUUCAUCUACAAUGGCUUCCAUGGAGCCAAUCUUCACCUUGAUGGGGAUGCACAAAUCCAUCGCAAUGGUUUAUUGCAACUAACCAACACUUCCGUCAGACAAAGCGGCCACGCUUUUUACCCACUUCCAAUAAGAUUCAAUGCAUCCUCAUCCAGGUUACCCCAAGGCCUUUCGUUUUCCACAAAUUUUAUAUUUGCCAUGGUUUAUGAGAUAGAGAAUUAUAGUGGUCAUGGAAUUGCCUUUACCAUCUCACCAUCUACAAACUUCACCAAAGCUUCACCAGCCCAAUUUUUGGGACUCCUUAAUUCUAACUGUAAAGGCAACACUUCAAACCAUCUAUUGGCAAUUGAGCUUGAUACUGUUAACACCACAGAAUUCAAUGAUAUAAAUGACAAUCAUGUUGGAAUUGAUGUUAACAGCUUAGAGUCUAUUGUAUCAGCACCUGCUUCAUAUUAUUCGAAUAGUGAAGGAAAAAACAAGAGUUUGGAGCUCAUAAGUGGGGAUCCAAUGCAAGUUUGGAUAGACUAUGAUGAAGUGGAGAAUCUACUCAAUGUAACACUAGCUCCUAUCCAAAGCCAGAAACCAAAUCAACCUCUCUUGUCAACACACAUCAAUCUUUCUUCAAUUCUUUUGAAUUCUAUGUAUGUUGGUUUCUCUUCUGCUACUGGCAUGUUUAGAGGUAACCACUAUAUUCUUGGGUGGAGCUUUAACAAAAGUGGGCAAGCACAAAACUUAGACCUUUCGAAGCUUCCUUCACUCCCCUCAAAAAGAAAACCAAGACAGAUUCCACGUCUAGAAAUUACAGUUUCAUUGAUAACGGUAUCCAUUGUGUUGAUUGUUGUAAUAUUGGGAACUGUAUGCUUUGUGUGGAGAAAAAAAUAUGAAGAAAUACGUGAAGAUUGGGAACAAGAAUACGGCCCUCAAAGAUUUUUCUACAAGGAUCUCUACAAAGCUACCAAAGGUUUCAACGAUGAAGAGCUUCUUGGAAGAGGAGGUUUUGGAAAGGUUUAUAAAGGAGUACUUCCCUCCUCCAAGGAGCAAGUUGCAAUCAAGAAAAUCUCCCACGAUUCAAAACAAGGGGUGAAGGAGUUUGUGGCCGAAAUUGCUAGCAUGGGAAGGUUAAGGCAUAGGAAUUUGGUGCAGCUCCUUGGCUAUUGCCGACGUAAGGGAGAGCUUAUCUUGGUCUAUGAUUACAUGCCCAACGGAAACCUUGACAAGUUCCUAUUUAGCAAUGAAAAACCAAGCCUCAAUUGGGCUCAACGUUAUCGAAUCCUCAGAGGAGUAGCAUCUGCCCUUCAAUAUUUGCAUGAAGAAUGGGAGCAAGUUGUUCUUCAUAGAGACGUGAAGGCUAGCAAUGUUUUACUGGAUGCUGAACUAAAUGGACGGCUAGGAGAUUUUGGGCUUGCUAGGUUGUAUGAUCAUGGGGCAAAUACAGAAACUACGAAUGUGGUUGGCACUGUUGGCUAUCUUGCACCAGAGCUUGCAAGAAGCGGAAAGGCAACUACAGGUUCCGAUGUGUUUGCUUUUGGUGCAUUCAUGCUCGAAGUGGCUUGUGGAAGAAGACCCAUAAUGUUACAAGGAUUGCCUGAAGAAAUAAUUUUGGUUGAUUGGGUUUUUGAGAAGUGGAAACAAGGAUCAAUUCUUGAGACAAGUGAUACUAGAUUGGGAGGUGAUUAUUUGGAAGAGGAAAUGUUGUUGGUUUUGAAGUUAGGUAUGCUUUGCUCACAGUAUAAUGAAGCGGCAAGGCCUAGCAUGAGGCAAGUAAUGCAAUACCUGGACGGAAAUGUCUUGUUGCCAGAUAUUCCUCUUCAUACUACAGGUACGGGUACAUUUAGUGUGACUAAUGAACCAUCGUCUGAAUUUGUUGCAUCAUUUCCUUCAUCUGUUUCAAAAUCUUCUGUUCAGUUGAUGUCUAUCACUGAGUCCGUACUCAAUUCCGGUCGUUGAAUUUGGAAAUCAUGGCUUGGAAAUGCUAGAACAUGGUUUGAAUGUUUGACUAAUAAAAAUCAUGUUGUUAUUGUGUAAAAAAGACAUAUGUCCAGUAGUAUUAAUUAUUAGCUCCUCACAUGAAGAGAUGGGAAGAUUGUAAG